AUGUCUGUGACGGAAAACAACACUGUGUUCAAGAAGAAGAUGCCUCUGAUGCACUCGGUGAAUGCGCGCCCUCACCAGGUUUUUUGCGCGGCCGCUCCGGUGCCAGGCGGCUUGGCACGGGAGCCACCUGUUGCCGGUGCCAAGGCGCUGGCAGGGGUUAUCGCGGCCUGCGUCACGCGAGGGAGAGAGGGAGAUGACGGUGUUUGUCCACAGUGCUCUCUGCAGGCUUCUGUCUGA
Molecule: messenger RNA, 237 nt
Organism: Knipowitschia caucasica
Lineage: Eukaryota; Metazoa; Chordata; Actinopteri; Gobiiformes; Gobiidae
Source: the annotation of a GenBank genome assembly